Messenger RNA from Crotalus tigris (Tiger rattlesnake), 1488 nucleotides. RefSeq names its product transmembrane protein 229B-like. NCBI's taxonomy places the organism in Eukaryota, Metazoa, Chordata, Lepidosauria, Squamata, Viperidae. Bases 470 to 1063 code for a protein of 197 amino acids. The record is from RefSeq and is a predicted model, not a curated record. The transcript is spliced from 2 exons.
AAGCCUGGUGGGGAGAGACGGGAUCCGGCGGGGAAGAUGGCUCUGUUCCGGGCACUUCUGUCCGGUGCAGGGGAUUUAGGGUGGAGGGUCAUGUAAACGGGCCCAGCGCUUAACCACCAGCUUCCCAAUUUAACAGCGGAAGUGAUUCAGUUAACAACCACCGUGGCAAGAAAGGUCGUAAAAUGCGGCAAAACUCACUUGACAAAUGUCUCACUUAGCCACAUACACUUUGGGCUCAAUUGUGGGGGUACGUCGAGGACCACCUGUAUUUCUGGAGGAUGCUGCAGGUGCCGAUCCAGACUGCGCAAGAAGACCCUCCUCCUCCUCCUCCGAUGGCUCUAACUAACUUGCCACAACAAUGGAGAAACUGAGGCCCCAGCAAGAGGAAGUGACUCACCUACUAAGUUGGGGGUGGAAAUAGGAGUUCCCUUGUUUGUGCCUCCAACCACUAGGCAUCAUUCCCCUCCCGAUGAGGAUAGAGGCUACUGGUGGUGCUUCCCGGCCCAAUCUUUCCAAAGUGCCAGCCGCGGAGGGCAGCCUGGGCACCGAACAGGCACCUUUAGGAGGCUCGCCCGCCAUGGAGGCCUCCGCAGAACCGCUGAACCUGCUCUGCCGCUCCUACAUCUACGCCAUCCACGGCUACUUCUGCGAGAUCCUUUUCGUGGUGCUUAUCCUGGACCAGGACUGGAUCUUCCAGGGGGCCCUCAGCGCCUGCUCCCUCCUGGUCUACGGGACCUGCGGGCUGGGCAUGGAGGGCAUCUACCUGCAGCUGCGGGGCGACUGCUGCCUGCUGACCCGCUGUGUCCUCUACACCGGCUGCAUCUACCUCUGGCAGUUUGUCACCGGCUACCUGCUGCGCUGCCUGGGCGCCUGUCCGUGGGACCACGGCCACUUGCGCUACAACUUCAUGGGCCUUGUCGCCCUGGAGCACGGCCUGCUUUUUUUUGUGGGGGCCCUCCUGCUCGAGAGGCUGGUCAUCGCCCCCACCCUGCGCCUGCGCCUGGGCCCGGUCUGGAAAGCCAAGGAGCGCCCCCUCCCCAAGUUCGAGCUGAUCCACGACUGACCCCGCAGCUACACCAGGCAGCAAAGGGAGGGAGUGCCUGCUCCCACCAGCUCCUGUUCUCCAGCCCCUUUCUCAGGCCAGACAAGGCCGCUGGACCUGUCUGCCGGGCUGGGGAGGGGCUGCAGCUGGACCUGGGCAGGGAGAGCCGAGUUUGAAACCUCACCAAGCCAGAAAGUUAAGUCAGCCUUGCUUUGACCUACCUUGCAAGACUGUUGUGAAGACAGGCUGGACGAAGGCGCUGGAAGCUCCUUGGAGGGAAGGCAGAGGCUCCAGAUGCCAAUAGGAAUUGCGACUGUGGUUUGGGGUCGGUUUUGUGAUGCAGGGAUCUGUUUUUUAAAAGAGCAAGUGAGUUGGACGGGGCCUUGGAGGUCUUCUAGUCCAACCUCUGCUCAAGCAGGAGAAUUAAAACGGAAGGAGAAUAACAA